This is a messenger RNA of Polistes canadensis, 711 nucleotides long. Its product is annotated as V-type proton ATPase subunit D-like. The record is from RefSeq and is a predicted model, not a curated record. Gene Ontology annotation, molecular function: proton-transporting ATPase activity, rotational mechanism. The transcript has 2 exons. The coding region runs from base 1 to 711 and encodes 236 amino acids. Gene Ontology annotation, cellular component: proton-transporting V-type ATPase complex. NCBI's taxonomy places the organism in Eukaryota, Metazoa, Arthropoda, Insecta, Hymenoptera, Vespidae.
AUGAUCGAGGGAACACGAGUGUUUCCAACUAAUGGAUCGCAAUCUAUGAUCAAAUAUCGUUUAAACGCAGCCGAGAAAAGUUAUAUCCUUUUAAAAAAGAAAUCUGAUACCUUGUUAACCUAUUUUAAAACAAUAUUAACAAAAUUAUUGGAAAAGAAAUCGAUAUUAAAAGAAGUUAUGAAGGAAGCCUCGUUUUCUUUGGCCGAAGUUAAUUAUAUAACCGGUAAUAUAAAUCAAUUUGUAUUGCAAUUAGCAAAUAAGGCAACGAUCAAAGUAUUAUCACGAAAAAAUAUUAUCGUUGGUGUUAAUAUUCAAACCUAUGAAUAUUACGAAGAAGGUUUGGAUCCUUUUCUUUACACUGGCUUAGCAAGGGGAGGACAACAGGUACUUAAAGUGAAAAAUAAUUAUCGAAAUGCAUUGGAACUCCUAAUUCAAUUAGCAUCUUUGCAAUCUAGUUUUAUAACAUUGGAGGAACAUUUAAGAGUGACUCAUCGUCGUGUUAAUGUACUACGUUAUAUUAUUAUACCACGAUUAAAAUCUACAUUGACGUAUAUUGCGGCUGAAUUAGAAGAACGCGAAAGGGAAGAAAUUUUUAGAUUAAAAAAGGUACAAACACGAAGAAGAACUAAGUCGAACGCGAUAAGAAAUAUUUCAAUUAUCGAAGAUACUAAAAAAGCUAUCGACGACACCGACCAUGAUCUACUUUUUUAA